This is a messenger RNA of Zingiber officinale, 3489 nucleotides long. RefSeq names its product polygalacturonate 4-alpha-galacturonosyltransferase-like. The record is from RefSeq and is a predicted model, not a curated record. The transcript has 10 exons. NCBI's taxonomy places the organism in Eukaryota, Viridiplantae, Streptophyta, Magnoliopsida, Zingiberales, Zingiberaceae. The coding region runs from base 1132 to 3213 and encodes 693 amino acids. Gene Ontology annotation, molecular function: polygalacturonate 4-alpha-galacturonosyltransferase activity.
CGACCGGAGGCGGCGGAAGGCGAAACCGCGGCAGUGCCGAUGGCAGCUUUCGGCCUCCCGUCGUACUGUUGCUCUUCAUCUGUCUCCUGGCUCCGUUGCUCUUCUUUGCGACGCGCGGCGGUAUUCGUUCCGCCGACUCCUCCAGUGAGUCUUCGAGUUCUCACCUAACGUUAUUGUGGUUCUUGUAUUUAGUAGACCUCUAUUUUCUGAAUUGAGCUUGACUGCUUGGUUGCCGCUUUGAGGGUUCAAGGUCUUGAAAUUAUGUUGGGUGUAUUUCCGCUCAGAUCCGGUUCCUUUCCUCAUUUUCAUUGUUUUUGCUACUCGUCGUUAGACAACUUAUCACGUCAAGCAAUUCCCUGAUUAUUUCUUGUUGCUGCCGCAUUUUGACUUUUGAUGGUUAGUGCAUUUUCAAAGAAAACCAAAUAAUGUAUACCUAAAUUUCGUAUGUAUCAAUUAUGCUGAAGAACAUGAAACCUAAAGCAGCUUUGGAGUUAACGAUUAGUGGAAGAAGUUUUCCAUGUUUAAAUCAUCUUCUUCCUUUCUUCACUUAGUUUCAUUGCAUUCCUCUUCCAAAGUUCAACAACGGUUGGUGUUGCCAAGAGUCAUAGUAGAUAACGAGAAUGAGUCAACAUUAUUGUCCUAUUAUUUGAUGUAAUCAAUAAUAAACUGUCUUUUUGUACAUUUCAUUUCAACCCGAAAUCAAAUAAAAAGGACAAUAUUUGUAAUUUUUUGACAAGAUCGUAUGUAAACAUAACUUUUUGUUAUAAAACUUUAUCAACAUGCUCCCUCAAUCUUCUUAUGCUAUUAAAUAUGAUAUAAUAAUAUUUUCUUUAUACUUGUGAGUGUAAAAUUUAUUCCAAGUAGGGCUGAAUUUUUUAGCAUAUUUUGUAAUUUAUGGCUAAAUCUUUUAAGAAUGGUUUGAAAUUCAUGAAAUGUUUUGCAAGAUAAUUCUGGAUUUGAUAUUCUUGAUCAAUUUACUCAAUGCUUGGGCAGUAAACCAAGGGAGGAAAGAGAAAGUAGAACCUUAGAGAUACUGGGAGAUGAAUGAAGAAGUUAGUAAGAGAAAUAGUACACGAGGAAUUCAAAUGCAUGGUUGAUGAUUUAUUCAACAUUACAUAUGAUUGAACUAUUAUGUUGUCAAAAGUGGGCUUCAAACUUCUGGGGCAGAAAGGUAUUCACAAAUUUGUUUUCUCUUACUGUUUUACUUGUCAUGACAUUCAGCUCUAUCUUUUCAUUAUAUCUAUACUCCCGAUUAUCAUACAGAAUUUAAAUUGGAAAGAACAGUUGAUAAUCCAGCACCUCAAACCGAUUCUGACGAAAGAGGUUCUGUUAUUUGUUGAUAAGUUUGUCAGACUGAUCCACCUAGUUCAGGUGGUUGAUUUAAUAUCUGCAAGCCAACGUGAGAUGGGACAGUGGAGCCUUGAUUAUCUCAGAACACACCAUGUAUCUUCAUGGCAAGUUGAUGGAGCUGGUUAUGCUUAUGUUGAUAAUUCAACUUUGACAGAGAUACCUCAAAAUGCUUCAAGGAUCGAAAAAAGAAAUUCUGCAAAAUUUGACAAUGAUGCCAGGGUUGGUUCUUUGUGGACUAAGGAUAAAGAUACUAAACAUUCUUCAGAUGGACACGGACAUGUUGACUCACCUGUGAAAAUUGUUCUAAGGCAACUACGAGAGAAGAGAAGAGACAAGAGAGCAAUGGAAUUGCUUAAGCAGGAUGGCGAGGCAUUGGUUAGACUUGAAAAUGCUGCUAUUGAACGUUCAAAAAUAGUGGAUUCUGCAAUCCUGGGAAAAUAUAGUAUAUGGAGGCGAGACAGCGAAAAUGAAAAUUCAGAUUCAACUGUUAGGUUGAUGCGUGACCAAAUAAUCAUGGCUAGGGUCUACAUCGUACUUGCUAAAUCAAAGAACAGGCUUGAUCUUUAUCAGGAACUGCUGACUCGCAUCAAGGAAAGCCAACGUUCAGUGGGGGAGGCCAAUACUGAUGCUGACCUCCAUCAUAGUGCUGAUAAAAUCAAAGCAAUGGGUCAAGUCUUGUCAAGAGCUAGAGAGGCAUUAUAUGACUGCAAAACAGUGAUUCAAAGGCUUAGAGUGAUGCUUCAAUCUGCAGAUGACCAAGUUAGGAGUUUGAAGAAGCAGAGCGCAUUCCUUAGCCAGUUGGCUGCAAAGACAAUUCCUAACGGGAUCCACUGCUUGUCUAUGCGCCUCACUAUAGACUACUACCUCCUUCCUAUAGAGAAAAGGGUGUUUCCGCGGAGUGAAAAUCUGGAAAGUCCAAACCAUUACCAUUAUGCCCUCUUCUCUGAUAACAUCUUAGCUGCAUCUGUAGUUGUAAAUUCAACAAUCAUGAAUGCUAAGGAACCAGAGAAACAUGUCUUUCAUCUAGUGACUGAUAAAUUGAACUUUGGAGCAAUGAACAUGUGGUUUUUGUUAAAUCCGCCUGGCAAUGCAACUAUUCAUGUAGAAAAUGUUGAUGAUUUCAAAUGGUUGAACUCUUCGUAUUGUCCAGUUUUGCGGCAGCUUGAAUCUGCUGCCAUGAAAGAGUACUAUUUUAAGGCUGAUCAUCCAACAACUCUAUCAGCAGGUUCUUCCAAUUUAAAAUACAGAAACCCAAAGUAUCUGUCUAUGCUGAAUCAUCUCCGGUUCUACCUCCCAGAGGUUUAUCCCAAGUUGGAUAAAAUUCUAUUUCUUGAUGAUGACAUUGUUGUUCAGAAGGAUCUGACUCCAUUAUGGUCUGUAGACCUUAAAGAAAAUGUCAAUGGUGCAGUGGAGACAUGUGGUGAGAGUUUCCAUCGCUUUGACAAAUAUCUGAAUUUCUCAAAUCCUCAUCUUGCCCGUAACUUUGAUCCCAAUGCAUGCGGAUGGGCUUAUGGGAUGAAUGUGUUUGAUCUCAAACAAUGGAAGAAGAAAGAUAUAACUGGUAUAUAUCACAAGUGGCAAAAUAUGAAUGAAGACAGAGUUUUGUGGAAGCUUGGGACACUCCCUCCAGGACUUUUGACAUUCUAUAAACUGACAUAUCCUCUGGACAAAUCAUGGCAUAUACUAGGCUUGGGUUAUAAUCCUAGCAUUGAUCCCUCAGAGAUACAAAAUGCUGCUGUGAUCCAUUACAAUGGAAACAUGAAACCUUGGUUGGAGUUGGCAAUGACUAAAUACCGGCCAUACUGGACCAAGUACAUUAAAUAUGAUCAUCCUUAUAUUAAGGGCUGCAAAUUAAUACAGUAGGAUAAAAUUCAGUUUGAAAAGCGCUCUCUUGCCUGAGAUGUUAAGAUGGAGAAUGAAAUAUUCCCCUUCCAGUGUAAAUGUCCACAUGCUAUUUUUUUCCCCUCAGACAAUUGGAGAUUCUCCGGUGCUGAAACAUAUAGCAACUGUGAUGGCAGGAGAAGUACAGUUUCUUUGACUCUCUUUUUUCAUCAAUUUUUUCCCCGAUGUACGCUGUGUGAAAACUUUUCCUGGGAAAUUAUUUUUAUAUUGAUUGUGCAGACUUUUACUUGAGAUUCA